This is a messenger RNA of Xyrauchen texanus (razorback sucker), 6587 nucleotides long. RefSeq names its product zinc finger protein 501-like. Bases 115 to 1821 code for a protein of 568 amino acids. Gene Ontology annotation, cellular component: nucleus. Gene Ontology annotation, molecular function: DNA-binding transcription repressor activity, RNA polymerase II-specific; RNA polymerase II cis-regulatory region sequence-specific DNA binding; DNA-binding transcription activator activity, RNA polymerase II-specific. The record is from RefSeq and is a predicted model, not a curated record. The transcript has 3 exons. NCBI's taxonomy places the organism in Eukaryota, Metazoa, Chordata, Actinopteri, Cypriniformes, Catostomidae. Gene Ontology annotation, biological process: negative regulation of transcription by RNA polymerase II.
AACUCACUAAAGAAAGAAAGAAGAACUCACAGUUUGUUUAGAUGUUCAGCUGCUGCGUCUUUAAUACAUUUCUGUCACUUCUCUGUUUCUAUUCUUGAUGAUUUCCUCUCUUUCAUGACAGCAAACCAAACGUUUUCUCUUUGUUUUGACAAGAGCUUUAAAUAUCCUGUUUCAGGAGUCUUAUUGAGUUUUUGUGUUGAGAUGUUGAAGAUGAGUUUGCAGGUGGAUUUGAUGUGCUGUAAAUCAGUAGGAACUGAUCUGUCCAUGCUGGAUAUUGAUGAUUUGAUGACAGAAAUCUCUCAGCUGAAGAAAGAGGUGGCGUUACUGGAGGCAAAGCUGAGGGAAAGAGGAGAUCCACUGAACGGAGAGGAGCUGGAGAAGGUUUCCUGUCAAUCUUCAGUGUGUGUGACUGAUGGGACCUCCACAGAAUGUCAGGAUUCAGUGUGGAGCGUCAGAGAUCAGAGAUCCAGAGACACACAGGACUCAGAGCUCAGCCUCACUUUACUCUGUUAUACUGACGCUCAGGAGAGUGUGUGUGACAGUAAUCAGGGUGAUCAAACCUCCACAGAGUCUCUGGCUUCUGUCUGUAACGCUGGAGAACAGCAGAUGCUGCAGAUACCAUUGAAGAUGUGUUCAGUGAAGCUCCUGGACUGCAGGAACCUGAUGGAGAUGAGAGUAGAAACCACAGCAGAGGAACAGCAUGAUGAUCACCAUGAAGAUGAGGAGGAGGAUGAUGAGGAUGUUGUUCAACAUGACAGUCAAGAUGAUGAGGAUUUUAUUCCUUCAGAUGCAAGCAGUGGUUCAUUAUCAGAUGGAGAAACAUCUACGUCAAAAAAGCAUCUUACAGAACAGAGUAUUUCCUGCAUCACCUGUGAGAAGACAUUCAGCUCAAAGGGACUCUUGGCAAGACAUGAGAGAAAACACACAGAGCAGAACAUUUUUAAAUGCAGGAGAUGUGGGAGCAGCUUUUCUUCCUUGAUUGAGAAGAAACUUCAUUCAAAAGUGCACAGAGUAAAGAAGGAAAUCCAGAGUGUAAAGAAAGAGGUCCAGAGAGAAAAGGAGUUCCACUGUGAUCAGUGCGGGAAGGUUUUCUUUAUUCAUUCUGUUCUAAAGGCUCACGUGAAGAUACACAGUGAUAAAAAGCCUUUUCGAUGCAGUGAGUGUGACAAGUGUUUUAGAACUAAAGGAGUUCUUGUUGCUCAUGAGAGAACACACACAGGAGAGAAACCGUACAAGUGUCCUCACUGUGAGAAGAGAUUCAACCACAAGCCCCAUCUGAAGACACAUGUCCGUGUACACACCAAAGAGAGGCCGUAUCAGUGCAGUGAAUGUGGGAAAACAUUUACACGAAUAGAUUCUCUAAAGUCACAUCAGAAAAUACACACUGAGGAGAAACGCUAUCAAUGUUCAUACUGUGAUAAACGUUUCCUUAAAAGAUCUGAUCAGAUAGUCCAUGAGAGAAGGCACUCUGGAGAGAAACCUUACCUCUGCUCUCACUGUGGAAAGAGAUUUUAUACUUCAGGAAAGUUGACCAUUCAUCAGAGAGUGCACACGGGAGAAAAGCCUUAUAACUGUAGCGAUUGUGGGAAGAGUUUCAGUCGACACGAUACCUUUGUAAAGCAUCAGAAAACACAUAACGGAGAAAGACUUUACAAAUGCACUCUGUGUGACAAAUCUUUUGCCUACCAAUAUGUCAUGAAAACCCAUCAGAGAGUGCAUACAGGAGAGAAACCUUACAGCUGCUCCAUCUGCUGGGAGAGAUUUGCUUAUUUAACGAGUUUUAAUGCUCAUCAAAAGAAACAUGCUGAAGAUAUAGAAUAAUUAUAGGGAAUUAACCAAAUAAGUUGGGACGGGCAAUUUAGGUCAAUUAAAAAUCUGCUGUUGAAAUAAGAAGGUAAUGUGAAAUGGGUGAUGUUAACAGGUGUGGCAAAGUAUGUAAGGAGCCUCAAAAAGCCUAGUCCUUCAAGAGCAAGGAUCAUUCGAGACUUGUCAACAGAUCAUCAGCAAAUAAUCCAGCGUUUUGAGAACAACAUUCCCCAAAGACAAAUUGGAAGAAUUUUGUGCAUUUCACCCUCUAUAGUGCACAAUAUAGUUAAAUGAUUCAAGGAAUUCAGUCAAAUCUCUGUGUGUAAAUGGAAAGUCAAUUCAUGUCAAUUUUAUUUGUAUAGCGCCUUUCACAACACACAUCGUUUCAAAGCAGCUUUACAGAAGAUCAGAAUUAACAGACGAUAAAACUGUAUUGUCUAUAAUGUCGAUGAAUCAUCAUUGUGUAAUUAGAUAAAAUAUGAUUGUAAUCAUGUUUCAAAAUAAGUAAUUCAAUAACAAUUGUAUUAAUAACCCCAGUGAGCAGCUGAAGGCGACUGUGGCGAGGAACACAAAACUCCAUAAGAUGUGGAUUAAUGGAGAAAAAUAACCUUGGGAGAAACCAGACUCACUGUGGGGCCAGUUCCCCUCUGACUAACCCCACCCUAACCCUAAACCAGACUCACUGUGGGGGCCAGUUCCCCUCUGACUAACCCCACCCUAACCCUAAACCAGACUCACUGUGGGGGCCAGUUCCCCUCUGGCUAACAUCAUGAAUAUAAUGUAAAUAUUUCUUAUUUAUAGUUAAAGUCAUGCGUUAAAAUUAUUAAAAUAAGUAAGUGUUAAGGGUCAGUGUUUAAACAUUGAUCGUGUUUGAACUGUAAGAUUAAUGAUUAAUGUCUUUGAAGUUCAACCUGGAUUAACUGCAGAAGUUCACAUAGAUGCAAUUGUCCUUGUUAAUUGGCUGAUGAAGCUUUUGUUGGCAAUUGUUAGUUUAUGUAUUCCAUUUCAAGAUCGUAGUCAAUCAAUAGACCGAGGUGAUGCAGGCAGAGAUCAGGGAUGUGAAACACAGUUGAACAUGCCGGUAAUUUCGUUGAGGUUCGGUGUGUUCCAUCCUAAAUCCAAGGUUCAGACAAUGGCAUAUGAAGUAUCCCAUGUCUUAUGGAUGGAGAUGGCAUCAGUUCAUCCUCUGAAGUCCAUCAUAAUAGACUGAAGUGAUGUUUGGCACCGGCUGCAUUUAGUCAUCAUCAUUCUGCGACAUGAAGCAGUGGAGUCCAACAUGAAGCAGGAAUGGUGCUGGAUCCAGCCGGUUCUGGUGACCUCAGGAUAGGAGUCCCGAGGUUGAGACAGGGAAACAAAUAAAAUAAAAUAAGCAUAGAUGCCAUUCAAUUUAUUGCAGAGAUAUAAAUCAUGAUCAAUAUUUCUGGUUCCGGCAGACUAAACUAAAGCAGCCUAAUUGUGGGUUGGAGGAUAAAUUAGGUGUAUGUCUUUAGUCUAGACUUAAACUGAGAGAGUGUGUCUGCAUCUCGAACAGUGUUUGGGAGACUAUUCCAUAGUUUAGGAGCCAAAUAUGAAAAGGAUCUUCCUCCUUUUGUGGAUAUUGAUAUUCUAGGAACUAUUAACAGGCCAGAAUUUAGUGAUCGUAAUGAACGUGAUGGAAUAAAAAGUGGUAGAAUGUCACUUAAGUACUGCGGAGACCAUUCAAAGCUUUGAAUGUAGUUAACAGAAUUUUAAAAUGAAUUCAGAAUUAAUCAGGUAUUCAAUGUAACGAUGAUAAAAUGGGGCUAAUAUGAUCAUAUUUCUUGGUUGUCGUUAGUAUUGGCUAAUACUGGUAGUGGCUGCUGCAUUUUGAACCAAUGAUUUAGUUUUUCAGCAUCCGCAACAGAUUGCAUGUGCUGUAAUUUAGUAAUAUUUCUUAGGUGGAAGAAUGCUGUUCUACAAACAUUGGUAAUUUGAUUUUCAAAAGACAGAUUGGUAUCAAAUAUAACACAUAAGUUCUUCACUGUUGAAGAUGAUGUAACGGUACAUCCAUCAAGAGUCAAAAUAGAUUGUAGUGGCUUAUUUUUAGAGUUUUUUGGUCCAAUAAUUAGAACCUCUGUUUUGUAAGAAUUGAGUAGAAGGAAAUGUCUGGCCAUCCAAUCUUUUAUUUCAUUGAUACACUCUGCUAAUUUCGAGAAUUGUGAAAUCUCAUCAGGUUUUGAAGAAAUAUAAAGUUGUGUAUUGUCGGCAUAGCAGUGGAAACUUAUUCCACGAUUCCUGAUAAUAUCUCCCAGGGGAAGCAUAUACAUGGAGAAAAGCAGAAGCCCUAAAACUGAUCCCUGUGGCACACCAUAUUUUACUUUUCUUUGGUUUGACAAUUCCUCAUUUACAUAGAAAAAGUGGUAGCGGUCAGCUAAAUAUGACCUAAACCAUGCUAAUGCAACUCCACAGUUGCUAACAUAAUUCUCUAGCCUAUUUAAGAGAAUGUCGUGAUCUAUCGUGUCGAAUGCAGCAUUAAGAUCUAAAAGCACUAAAAGAGAAAUGCAGCCGGGAUCAGAUUACAAGAGCAAGUCAUUUGUAACUCUGAUAAUUGCAGUCUCUGUACUGUAAAUUAGGCCUAAAUCCUGACUGAAAUUCUUCUAUUUUUCGAAAUACUAUUUCUCUGUAGAAAUUAACAUAUUUGGGAGGAUACUCCCUUUUCUAGUAUUUUUGACAUAAAUGGGAGAUUUAAAAUCGGUCUAUAAUUAUCCAGUUCUCCAGGAUCAAGUUGUGGCUUAAGCGGUUUGAUAACUGCCAUUUUAAAGUUUAUUGGGACAUGUCCUAAGCAUAGCGAGGAGUUAAUGAUAUUAAGAAGAGGUUCUGAAAUGACAGGAGAUACCUCUUUUAAGAGCUUAGUUGGUAUAGGAUCUAACAAACAUGUUGUGGCUUUUGAUGUUUCGAUAAGUUUUGUUAGCCCUUCAUGACCGAUGACAGAGAAAGAUUGAAGUUGCACAUGUGGAAAAUUACUAGACACUGUUCUGAGGUGCGAUGACAGAUGAUUGCAUAAUUCCAAAUUUAUUUCUGAUUAUUUCAAUUUUAACUGUAAAGAAAUUCAUGAAGUCAUUACUCUUGGGCUGCAACAUAAUAUCUGGUUCUGUUGAGGCUUUAUUCCUUACCAAUUUAGCCACAGUACUAAAUAAACAUCUAGGAUUGUUGUGGUUAUUUUCUAUGAGUUUACUAAAAUAUGCUGACCUGGCAGCUUUGAGUGCCUGUCUGUAGUUACAGACACUAUCCUUCCAUGCACCACGAAAUAUUUCUAAUUUUGUAUUUUUCCACAUGCGCUCCAUUUUCCGAGCUGCUCUCUUGAGAGCAUGAGUGUGAUCAAUGUACCAUGGUGCAGGGCUUAUUUCUUUAAUUGAAGUGGGGCGACAAGAGUGCUAGAGAAGACUGCGUUUAUAUUUUUUGUUAUUUCAUCAAGUUCUUCUGGGUAAUCAUUUAUUAACAAAUAGUGCUUUGGUAGAAAGAGAUCUAAUGUUUAGUAGCCCUAUUUUUAUAUGAUGUGUAUUUUUAAUUUGUUUGUUUUGUUCAAGUUUGCCCUUAAUCAAAUUUUUUCUAAAUGAUUUAGUGAGGGUAUUGUGUUUCGUAGUUCGGGGAACAGACACAGUCUCUAUGAGAUAUCUAGGUGAUACAGUCUAUGUGUUGUAGUUUACGUGACCUGUGUGACAUCUCAAGGCAGCUAGCAGAUGUUCGGAUUAACCAGUUUGUCUGCUUCCUGACCUGGGCCCCAGUUAGUCAAAUAAUAUUAUUAUUAAGACUCUGAGACAAUAACAAGGGCUCUUUCAACAUGAUCUCAGUGGGUGUAUCACUGUGUGGGGAGAAUUGAUUGGAAACCCUAACAGGAACGGGAGAGUAAACCACUUCUAAAUGUGCUUGAUUUCCGAUCCCUCAGACAUCGCUGUCUUAAAAAACUUCGUCUGUAAUGCAUGUCAUUGCAUGUGCUUGGGAAUACUCUGAUAAACUUUUGUCAGUCAAUACCAUUUGCCGCUGCAACUAUGGAUGCAAUUUAAGACUUGUAAAGGAGAAGCCAUACAUCAACACUGUCCAGAAGCGCUGGCGACUUCUCUGGGCUCAGUGUCAUCUGUGAUUAAAGUAGAACAGUGGAACUGUGUUGUGUGCCUGGAGAGUCCAUAUUUUUUGUUCUCUGUGCGAAAGAUGAAAAGAACCAUCCAAGCUGUUAUCAGCGUCAGGUCUAAAAGCCAGUGUCUGUCAUGGUAUGGGAAUGUGUCAGUGCCCAUGGCAUGAGUAACUUGCACAUCUGUGAGGGCACCAUUAAUGCAGAAAGAUAUGUACACUUUUUGGAGCAGCAUAUGCUGCCAUUCAGACAUUCAUUUCCAGGGAUGUCCCUGCAUUUUCCAACAGAAAAACGACAAAGCACAUACUGCCCAGAUUACAAGUGCAUGGCUGUGUAAGCAGAGAACGCGGGUGCUACAUGGGUCUGCCUGCAGUCCUGACCUGUCUCCAUUUGAGGAUGUGUGGCACAUAAUGAAGUGCACAACUGUUAGCAAUUUCAAAAUGUAAUGCUUCAAUUAAUCAGUAGUCUAAUACUUUUUAUGAGUCAUAGUUGUGUAAUAUCUCUGCCCAUUCAAUGAUUUCUUUGUCAUUUUUGUUAGGAUAAUGUAGUCAACCGAAUGUUAUCGCAUAAUAUUACAUGGCAGUCUAGAGUAAUAAAUUCUGAUUCUAACACCAUCUAGCAGUCUGAUAUCUAUGAUUGCUGGUCAUCUUUCCUGUUUUUCGGAUCAUUGUGUGAUAUCUAAUAAGUUUGUGUG